AUGGUGCCACCGUUUCACUAUCACAUUGACCAAGCAGAAGCGUUUCGUAUUGUGCAGGGCGAGGGCCAUAUAUUCCGCAAUUCCACCGACAAACCUUGGGUAACGCUCUCUGCAAAUGAUCCCCAUGGCCUCAAAACUGCAGUUAUUCCCAAGCUGGAAUACCACACAAUACACAACGCGUCGACCACGGAGCCAAUGAUUAUGGAUGUGCAUUUGAGUCCAGAGGACUAUGUGAGCGAGGAGCGAUUCUUUCGAAAUUUCUUUGGCUACUUGGAUGACUGCAAGAGAGCAGGCCAAGAGCCAAGUCUUUUCCAACUAAUGGUCUUCCUGAAGGCAUCGGAUACACCACUCGGACUUGGGAACUCGGCGGGAUGGCUUGGACACUUAUGGAGUCGUGUCUUCUACGAAACAACCAGUUGGUGGGGAUACUGGGUCCUUGGGUACCAGCCAAGCUACCAAGAAUACUACACAGACAACACAUCGAAGGGAAAAUGA
Messenger RNA from Pochonia chlamydosporia 170, 495 nucleotides. RefSeq names its product RmlC-like cupin. Lineage: Eukaryota; Fungi; Ascomycota; Sordariomycetes; Hypocreales; Clavicipitaceae. The transcript has a single exon. Bases 1 to 495 code for a protein of 164 amino acids. The record is from RefSeq and is a predicted model, not a curated record.